Dryobates pubescens (Downy woodpecker) is the source of this 888-nucleotide messenger RNA. Its product is annotated as SH2 domain-containing protein 3C-like. The transcript is spliced from 3 exons. The coding region runs from base 1 to 888 and encodes 295 amino acids. The record is from RefSeq and is a predicted model, not a curated record. NCBI's taxonomy places the organism in Eukaryota, Metazoa, Chordata, Aves, Piciformes, Picidae.
AUGGCUGAAGGCCAGAAGCGAGGAGGCUUCAAGAAGUUCAGAUUUUUCAAGUUCAAAGGCUUUGGGAGUCUGAGCAGCAUUCCCCGCUCCUUUACCCUCCGUCGUGUGUCUGUGGCCCCCAGCUCUUCCAAGAGUCUGGUGCCGGGUUUCCCUCCUUCCCGUGCCUUCCUGGAGGAGCCCUUUGACAGCACCCAGGAUGAUCUCAACACCAUGCCCAAGAGCCCCGGCCCUUACGCCCGCUCAUCGGCCAUGUACAGCCACAUGGGCACCAUGCCCAGGCUGAACCUAGGCAAAGCAGGAAAGAGUCUGGGAAAAGCCAAGAGUAGUCAAAGCCUCCAGGGGAAAGGGACUCCCAGCAACAAAACCCCUCAGAAAGCCCUGCUCCCCAGUCCUGAGUCUCCUGAGAUGCCUGGCACCCCUGACCCAGGUAUAGAUUCCCCCACAACCACUGGACAAGAAGAACAGGAUGAAGAGGCUCAGCUAAUGGACACCCCAGCGGAAGUGGCCACCAGGAUUGACCAGAAGCCUGCAGGGAAUGUUUCUGGCCCUGGGACGCAAGGACUGAGCUCCAGCCUGGCCCCAAACCCCAGCCAAACCUCCAUCGCUGACAAAGCAGUGGGAGUGGUGACCAUUGAAAGGCAUCUGCCAGAAAAGGGACAAGAGCAUCCCAGCAAGAGCUCCCUGGCCAGGUAUGCCGUUGUUGGAUUUGCUCUGCCUUCUGCUAUGACUCCCUUUCUGCCUCCCCCGAGGGCAAGGAAUGAGGAGGAAUUCCUGCCGGCGGUGGGAGACGGGCUGUGCCGGCCACACAUUCCUGACGGCUGCGAAGGGAGGGCCGGAGGAGGGCUGGGACGGGAAGGAGGAGGGUUCGCGACCGCCUUGCGGCUCUGA